CGAGCUGCGCAAAUAGUUCGGUUACCAGCGCCGCACAGUUGUACCGCACUGCGUCGCGCCAGCUCCACGGUGGGCAGUGGUACGUCGCUGACGGAUGCGGCAGGUUCUAGUAACAAGGUGGCCGAGGCGCGUUCCCCGACGGCCCGUUCGAGCGGCACCAGCAGCACGACGGUUAGCUCGAGCGGGUUCAGCAGCACAGCUUUCAUGUCCGCAGCUUGACUCCCAGUGCUCGUCUCUAUCACAGUACGUCUCGGAUGACCAACAGAGCGACCUCGAGCUGCAUGGUCACGACCAGUACGGUCUCGGACAGUGCAAAUCUCACGGCCACCUCCACGGCGAGCUCCACGUCGGCAUCGUGUUCUAGCACGGGCGUUGUCGAGUCGGUCAGCGCAACCUCGAGCAGUGCGACUUUGUGUGCGACGCAGUCGAGCAGCCCCGUCCGGCCAGCACAAGGAGAGCAGUGGCAUGACGGUGACAGUUCGACAGUUCUUUCCGUGCCACGCCGUCCGGGGCGUGGUCUUCGACGGCCAGCGCGAGUGGCAUCAGCAGCACGUCCACCUUCUUGUGCGUGGCCAGUAUCACAAAUCCACCAUCUUCCCCCACCUUGCUUCCAGUGCUUCGGGGCGGCACUCGGCGACCCCCCCGUUCGCCGCUCCUAGGCAGAUCGCCAGCAUGUCUCAGGCG
Molecule: messenger RNA, 684 nt
Organism: Prorocentrum cordatum
Lineage: Eukaryota; Dinophyceae; Prorocentrales; Prorocentraceae
Source: the annotation of a GenBank genome assembly